AUGGAGAUGAUAAGAAAAGUCAACCUGGUCGACCUCUAUGCGAGGAAAAUUCAGAGAUUGUCGACGGCCAUUGCCGUCCUUGCAGAUCCCGGCUCCGCAUUGCUGCAUGUUGCCUGGACCUUACUCGCAUUUUCAGGCUUAACUGACAUUGUUCCCUGUUCAGGGCCAAAGUCAAUCGUUCUGUGCAGACCAAUCCCGGCAUCAGUAGUUCUCUUGUUAUGCUUUGGGAUCUCUCAGCCCUUGGUAGAGCCACCUGGUGAUCGCAUUUUGGGCUGGUGCCCUGUGAUGGCCUCAGCCUGGAUCGCCUUCCCUCUUGAGGUAGAGCUGGUUCCCAGUAUUAGAGCAGCUCCAGAGCCGCUCGGGGACACCUUGGUCACCUGA
This is a messenger RNA of Linum trigynum, 381 nucleotides long. Lineage: Eukaryota; Viridiplantae; Streptophyta; Magnoliopsida; Malpighiales; Linaceae. The record is from the annotation of a GenBank genome assembly.